This is a messenger RNA of Carassius auratus (goldfish), 1584 nucleotides long. Its product is annotated as protein YIF1B. The transcript is spliced from 8 exons. Lineage: Eukaryota; Metazoa; Chordata; Actinopteri; Cypriniformes; Cyprinidae. Bases 173 to 1084 code for a protein of 303 amino acids. Gene Ontology annotation, biological process: endoplasmic reticulum to Golgi vesicle-mediated transport. The record is from RefSeq and is a predicted model, not a curated record. Gene Ontology annotation, cellular component: COPII-coated ER to Golgi transport vesicle; endoplasmic reticulum membrane; Golgi membrane.
AUGUCAGUUACACGCUCGCUGUUCCUCUCUAGUUUCAUUGAUAUUUCCGCGGUGCUAAUUUUAGUUUCGCUACCGGCAGCUUCUCUGUGUUUAGGCGUCUACAUGUGUGGAUAAAUAUUUAUAUAUGUUUUCGUAGCCUCACUAUUUAAUUAAAUAUACGUUUUUGGGAGCGAUGGAGUAUCCAAACCAGAGUGGGUUCAGACAGCGUAAGUUACAGGCGGGGGUCAGGAUGCGAGGGACCCCGGGGGACCCCAGGGACCCCAGUCUGUUAUUCGAUGACACUAGCGCUGGAGGGGACAAACACGACCUCAGCGGUGUGGGGAAAGGCCCUGGUGUGUGUCCGGGACAGGCUUUGAUCUCGGACCCCAUGUCUAACCUGGCCUUGGCUUACGGCAGCAGCCUUGCCUCGCACGGCAGAGAGAUGAUGGACAAGAACCUGGAUCGGUUCAUCCCCAUCUCGAAGCUAAAGUAUUAUUUUGCGGUGGACACAGUAUAUGUGGGCAAGAAGCUCGGUCUGCUGGUGUUUCCCUACAUGCAUGACAACUGGGAGGUGAUUUAUCAGCAGGACACUCCAGUCGCGCCGCGCUUCGAUAUCAACGCCCCUGACCUGUACAUCCCCGUGAUGGGGUUCAUCACAUACAUCCUGGUAGCAGGACUGGCUCUGGGCACACAGAACCGGUUUUCUCCGGAGAUCUUGGGCAUUCAGGCCUCCUCGGCGCUGGUGUGGCUCAUCAUUGAGGUUUUGGCUGUUCUUCUCAGUCUGUAUCUGGUAACGGUUAACACUGACCUCACCACCAUCGAUCUGGUGGCCUUUUCUGGAUACAAAUAUGUUGGGAUGAUCGUGGGCGUGAUCGCAGGACUUCUGUUCGGCCGGAUGGGAUACCACCUCUCGCUGCUCUGGUGCUGCGUCUCUACUUUUGUUUUUACGAUUCGGACACUGCGGUUAAAGAUCCUGUCUGAAGCGGCCGCGGAGGGUCGGUUAGUGCGAGGAGCCAAAAACCAGCUGCGAAUGUACCUGACCAUGGCCAUCGCUGCGGCGCAGCCCGUCUUCAUGUACUGGCUGACCUUCCAUCUGGUCAGAUAAGAGCCAGAGGUGUCAUAGCCAUAUCGUUGUACCGCAGGAGUCACAAACAUCUCUAGAGACAUGAGCCUAUUUGCACUCACAUGGACACACUUUGUGCAGCUUUACAGCACAAUACGAAUGAUCUGAACUCUAAUUGCCCAGCAGUCUUUUGUAUGGACAUUUCUAAGAGUUUCUGUUGGCUUUUGUUUUGUAUAAUGUAUAGUGCAAUUGUAUUUUUUAAUGUAAAACCGUUUAUGUUUGCAAACAAAGGUCGAUGUCUAGAUGCUUUGGCUUGAGAAACCUGUAUAUGACUGUUUGCUGGCCGCAAACCAAUGAAACCAACUCUGUGUGAUGUCUGUUGUGGAUGUGUGGUGGUGUUUUUUUUUUUUUUUUUAAACCAGUAAAGCCCUUCUUGUCACACUGACAGAUACAUAAGAAAAACAAUGCCUCAUACAUUUCAGGGUCAAUUGCAGUUGUAUUCUUUCAUAAUUUGUAAAUGAAAUAAACGCUUGUUCUCAAGA